ACGGAUAUGAACAGUGGGAAUGUGGGAUAUGUAAUUUUGAAUACUGUCCCUUUCAUGUUAUGAAAAGAGGGUUAUAUAUGAUUAACAUAUUUUCAAGUUUUUCACAUUUUGUUAUGUAACUUGAGUCUUCUCUUUGUUUUCCUUCUUGGUAAUCAUGUUACCAAAGUCUAUCUUUGUAUCAUUGAUCAUGGGAUUUGCGGCUCAUAUAUAUGUAUAUAUAUAUUUUUUUUUCUUUUGUAAUUUUAUCUUUGGAGUCAAAUUCCAUACUCAUUUCCACACAAGCAAUCGGAUGGCGUCUAAGCAUUAUUAUUAUUCAAUUUUAAUUGUGUUGACUCUAUUUGAAAACAACUUUCGGCUAUUGGAUGGUGUCCACGCGAAAUGUAAUAUGUUAAUGACCAAGUCUUCAAAAUGGCAGCAUAUUUGCAUUAAACUUUGUUUUCUUUUUGUAAGUGGAUAAAGAUAAUUCUCUAUGUGGUGAUGAGGUGAUCAUACGUAUCAAAUUGUAUAUAUCUCCCAACACCAUGGCAAGAGUCAUUAAUUAUUAGUCGACCCUUGGUCCUUACUCCUUAGUGAUGCUCAAGAGUUUAGUUAAUUAAAUACAACCGUCACUUACAUACAUAAUUCGAGUAUUUUUAUUGAUUACAAGUGGAAAAUCUAGUGUAGAGUUUCCUCAAACAUUCUCCAUAUAUAAAUACUGAUGAUUUGGCCCAUGCAGAUAUUCAUAACACUCACCUUCAUUCCUCUAAAAUCUUCUCUACUUAUUAUUCUCUUGUAGAAGAAAUAAGAUUCUUGAUUUGACUAGAAAGUUUCAAGAAAUGGGUAUCGUGAGGAACCUUUGUUCUCUUAAAUUUGAAGUUAAAGUCGUGGAAGCGAGAAACGUAGAGCUCAAGUCAUCACCAAGCUCUCUCUUCGUUAGAUUCUAUCUCCAUGCAGGAAGUAACCGUAAGGUUGAACUAAACUCUACAGAGAUCUGUUCAAGACCAGACAACGAGGUCAUGAUAUGGAACCAAUCAUUCGGUCUGGAGUGCCAAGGGGACGAAACCGCCGUCGAGGAACUGAAGCAAGAAAGCGUCGUUUUCGAGCUGCGAAGAAGGAAAACGACAUCGUUUAUGAGUAAAUGGUCGAGAUCAGAGUUGGUGGGUAGAGGAGAGGUUCCUUGGAAAUCGGUUAUGGAGUCGGAUGAUGGGAUGGAAAUAGAGAGAUUUGUAGUGAUGUGUGAGAAGAAAGAUGAAGAAGAUUGUAAUAAGCCUCUUAUGUUGAAGAUAGGUUUGAAACUCCAAGCUUCAAAGUUGGUGAACACUAAGAGAGUUGAAGAUCUUUGUGGGUGUAAAGAUUGUAAGACAUGUGAUUGCUUAGAUUAUGAAGCUUUUGCUGUGGCAUGUGCGUUAGAUGGAAUCUAGUUUGUAAUAAAUAAGAUCUAAUUCAAACUAAUUCGAAUGAGUCGUUAUAAAAACGAUAAAUAAUA
Messenger RNA from Brassica rapa (field mustard), 1465 nucleotides. RefSeq lists its product as uncharacterized. NCBI's taxonomy places the organism in Eukaryota, Viridiplantae, Streptophyta, Magnoliopsida, Brassicales, Brassicaceae. The record is from RefSeq and is a predicted model, not a curated record.